CAAUUUAUACUACUUCUAUAUAAUUAAGAGAUGUACAUGUUUAUACUUUUAUACAAAUUGCCUCAAUUUCCGGUAAAAAAAAAAAAAAAAAAUUUUGAAAAUGAUAUUUGAGCCCAAAAAACUGCCAGUUGGGUCUUCGGCCCGAUCGGUCAGUCAGCUUUGUGGGCCUUUGUAUCAUAGUCCGAACUCCGAAAGAGAUUGGCGAUGGCCUCGCUCUUGGAACUUUCCCAAUUCCAAAGGCGUUUUCGGCGCCAAAACCACCAAAGUUUUCUCUGAAGCUAGAGAGAGAAAGAGAGAUAGAGGAAUGGAAGUGUCGAUAUUACCAAUCUCUGCAUCACAGAGAGGGAAGCUGAUUUCUGCAGGCUACACUUCUCUCUCUUCGCUUUCAUCCGUCUCUCCCUCCGACCUAGCACGAGAUCUAAGCAUUUCGGAGAAGGAGGCGUUUGAAAUUUUGAGAGUCGUCUCAGAUAGUAGUAGAUUACACAACUCUGAUGGAAGUCAUACCACUGUUAAUGGUGCACAGACUGCCUGGGACAUGCUCCAUGAGGAGGAAUUAUCUACACGCAUCACUACAUCUUCUGCAGAUCUGGAUAACAUCUUGGGUGGAGGAAUAAAUUGCAAAGAAGUAACUGAAAUUGGUGGAGUGCCAGGCAUUGGUAAAACACAGCUGGGGAUCCAACUUGCUGUGAAUGUUCAAAUUCCUGGUGAUUUUGGUGGCCUUGGAGCCAAAGCAAUUUAUAUAGAUACAGAAGGCAGCUUUAUGGUGGAACGUGCUUUACAAAUUGCCGAGGCAUGCUUGGAGGACAUGUUGGAAUAUAGUGGUUUUCUACAGAAAAAAGUUCAAGCUUGUCAAGUCAAAAUGCAGCCCAAGGAUUUCCUAGAAAAUAUAUUCUAUUUCCGCAUCUGCAGUUACACAGAGCAAAUUGCCUUGAUAAAUUACUUAGAAAAAUUCAUCUCAGAGCAUAAAGAUGUUAAAGUUGUAAUUAUUGAUAGUGUUGCUUUCCACUUCCGUCAAGAUUUUGAAGACAUGGCUCUUAGAACUCGAUUACUCAGUGGAAUGGCCUUAAAGUUGAUGAAACUAGCGAAAAAGUUCAGUGUGGCGGUUGUUCUACUGAAUCAGGUGACGACUAAGUAUUCAGAAGGUUCAUUCAACCUGACUCUUGCACUUGGUGAUAGUUGGUCACACACCUGCACAAAUCGGGUUAUUUUGUACUGGAAUGGCAAUGAAAGAUAUGCAUAUAUUGACAAGUCCCCUUCUCUUCGAUCAGCCUCAGCACCUUAUUCUGUGACGGGCAAAGGGAUCCGAAAUUCAGCUUCAAGUAAUAAACGCAGUAAAAUAAUGUGAGUUUCCAAGUUGACGAGAGAUGGGCUACAUACUCUUCAAAUUUGUGAAGUUUCCUUAGAGGCACGUCAAAAGUCAAAUGAUGAGUAUUUCUCAUUUGCGUUUUAGUUCUCUAAGUUUUUUUAGAGAUCAGAGUGAUUGUAGUAAACAGGGAUACAUAUCAAAACAAAUAGCUGCUUCUUGAGGCCAAAGCUUUUUACAUUUUAGCAAACAUUUUAUGGUAAGUGUGGUACCAACCACUUGUUUUCGAGAAAUUAUUAGAUAAUCUUGUACCACAUGGUUUUCAAUAUGAGUUUCGAUCGGACAGGGCCACCAAGUGGUAUAUAGUCCAGGACCAUUUACUAAUUUCUCCUUGUUUUCAUGUUUA
This is a messenger RNA of Cornus florida, 1709 nucleotides long. Its product is annotated as DNA repair protein RAD51 homolog 3. The record is from RefSeq and is a predicted model, not a curated record. The transcript has 9 exons. The coding region runs from base 101 to 1345 and encodes 414 amino acids. Gene Ontology annotation, molecular function: crossover junction DNA endonuclease activity; ATP-dependent DNA damage sensor activity; ATP binding. Gene Ontology annotation, cellular component: replication fork; Rad51B-Rad51C-Rad51D-XRCC2 complex; Rad51C-XRCC3 complex. Gene Ontology annotation, biological process: meiotic DNA recombinase assembly; reciprocal meiotic recombination; DNA repair. NCBI's taxonomy places the organism in Eukaryota, Viridiplantae, Streptophyta, Magnoliopsida, Cornales, Cornaceae.